AUGGAGCCGGGUGGCGGCGGUGAAGCCUAUCUACUGUAUCGUGAAACAGCAGCCCUGCAGGAAAUCACAGAGCAGACAGAAACAGUCCUUAUGGUGCACUUGGAACCAGCUCUCGACCUUCCUCCUCUUCCUCCUCCUCCAGAGGAUGAACGGGGCCCAAUUCCUGAAAGCACCAAUGUGAAUGCUUCUUCUUUUUCCUUUUCUCUAUAUGGAAUAAUUCCUGUGACACUGGGUGUCUUCAGCCUGUUGCUCUUAAUGUUGUGUGGAUUCUUUGCUUAUCAGUAUUUUCAAAGUGUUCAGGCAUCAGAGAACAAGAUGAAGAGCUUUAACCAAUUGACUGAGUCUUUCCAAAACAAAGCAGAAAAAUUUCUUCUGGUCCAAAAAACUCUUGACCAAAAUAAAGAAACCCUAGAGUGGCUCCGAAAGCAGAAUGUGUACCUCAUGGAGGAUCUACAAGAACUAAAGGCCAGACAAGGUAAUUUUGUAAACAGACAUGGAAGUCCUCUGAACCACUGGGUACAGUAUGAAAACCACAGCUACCACCAAACCAUGGAAGUGUUUUCUUGGUUAAACUGUUCUCAUCUUUGUGUCUCUUUGAAUGCUACAUUUUUAAAGACAGAAAGGAGCAUAUUGAUAAUAAAGUUGAAGUUACUUUUAGUAAGUCAUACCUGGAUUGGCAUAUCUUAUAAGGAAGAGGACAACGCAUGGCAGUGGGAAGAUGGUUCCUCUGAUUCUCCUGGCCCGUAA
This is a messenger RNA of Galeopterus variegatus (Sunda flying lemur), 747 nucleotides long. RefSeq names its product C-type lectin domain family 12 member B-like. The transcript has 7 exons. NCBI's taxonomy places the organism in Eukaryota, Metazoa, Chordata, Mammalia, Dermoptera, Cynocephalidae. Bases 1 to 747 code for a protein of 248 amino acids. The record is from RefSeq and is a predicted model, not a curated record.